AUGGCGUCGCGGGCCCUCAUUCCCUUUCUCGUGGCCAUGAUGCUACUGACGGGUGCUAACGUCGUCUUCCGCGUCCAGGACAUGCAAUGCGUCCGCAACUGCGAUGCGAAAGACCCCACGAAACGGGCUUACUUCAAUCAGCCUGUUUUACAGACUGCUCAAAUGUUUGUUGGUGAAAUGGGCUGCUGGCUGGUCGUCGGCCUAAUGACCCUGUACCGCCGCUACGGUCCGGGGACAUCUCCCGCCACGGAUGGCUACCAGGCCGUCAACACGAACGACACCGAUGACGCCAACGCCCCUCUUGUCAACAAUCCCGACGGCAUUCCGAAGCCGCAAGAGCAGGAGCAAGGAUCCAUCCUGCGCGGCCCCCGUAUCCUUUUGCUGGCCCUUCCAGCCAUUUGCGAUAUCCUCGGUACGACGUUGAUGAACAUUGGCCUUCUGCUGGUUGUUGCUUCCAUAUACCAAAUGACUCGAGGUGCUUUGGUGCUCUUUGUUGGAGUUUUCAGUGUCGUGUUCCUCAAGCGACGACUCUUCUUGUUCCAAUGGCUUUCCCUCGUCGGUGUCGUAGUGGGUGUUGCGAUCGUUGGCUUAGCUGGAGCCAUCUACCACGAGAGCGAGAGCAAGACAGAGAACGCCGCCGACGAGGGCGCUCCAGCAUCUAACGCCUUGUUAACCGUCAUUGGAGUUCUGCUCAUUGCUGGAGCGCAGGUCUUCACGGCUACUCAGUUCGUCCUCGAGGAGUGGAUCUUGGAAAGAUCGGCCAUCGAGCCCAUUAGGGUCGUGGGAUGGGAAGGUCUCUUCGGUUUCGUUGUGACUAUUAUUGGGAUGAUCGUCCUGCACUUUGCCGUUGGACGCACUGCCGCCGGAAAGAACGGCUACUUCGACAUGGCUGAAGGCUGGAGACAGCUCACUCAGAAUAGAGCCAUCGGGUUGUCCAGCAUUCUGAUUAUGAUCAGUAUUGGCGGAUUCAACUUCUUUGGUCUCUCCGUUACCAGAAGUGUCAGUGCCACCUCGAGGUCAACAAUCGACACAUGUAGGACGCUAUUCAUCUGGAUAGUUUCCCUCGGGCUGCGCUGGGAGACCUUUAAGUGGCUGCAGGUUAUGGGGUUUGCCCUGCUUGUCUACUUUACCUUCCUAUUCAACGGAAUCGUCCAGCCUCCCUUCAAGUUUUUGGUUCCCGAGGAAGAGGUGGAAGAACUGCUGCCAGAGGAGCCGAUUGAGCAUCAGUAG
Molecule: messenger RNA, 1230 nt
Organism: Colletotrichum spaethianum
Lineage: Eukaryota; Fungi; Ascomycota; Sordariomycetes; Glomerellales; Glomerellaceae
Exons: 3
Coding region: 1-1230 (409 amino acids)
Biological process (GO): pyrimidine nucleotide-sugar transmembrane transport
Cellular component (GO): Golgi membrane; intracellular membrane-bounded organelle
Molecular function (GO): pyrimidine nucleotide-sugar transmembrane transporter activity
Source: RefSeq, a predicted model, not a curated record